Agelaius phoeniceus (red-winged blackbird) is the source of this 447-nucleotide messenger RNA. Its product is annotated as parvalbumin, thymic. NCBI's taxonomy places the organism in Eukaryota, Metazoa, Chordata, Aves, Passeriformes, Icteridae. Gene Ontology annotation, cellular component: cytoplasm. The record is from RefSeq and is a predicted model, not a curated record. Gene Ontology annotation, molecular function: calcium ion binding.
AUGGUAUACAACUUAAAGUAUAUAUAUGCAGCUCAGCUCUGCUGGAGACACACUGCAAGUACCUUCCUCCCAACCGACUGCUUCCUUACCCAGCCAAGAAGACCACAAAGUUCAACAAUGGCCAUCACUGACAUCCUCUCUGCUAAAGAUAUUGAAUCUGCUCUCUCCAGCUGCCAGGCUGAUGAUUCCUUCAACUACAAGUCUUUCUUCUCCAUGGUUGGUUUAACCAGCAAAACUCCUGAUCAGAUAAAGAAAGUUUUUGGAAUCCUUGAUCAGGACAAGAGUGGUUUCAUUGAAGAAGAGGAGCUGCAGCUGUUCCUGAAGAAUUUCUCCUCAAACGCCAGAGCCCUCACCUCAGCAGAGACCAAGGCUUUCCUGGCUGCAGGAGACACUGAUGGUGAUGGCAAAAUUGGAGUGGAAGAAUUCCAGUCUCUGGUGAAGGCAUAA